Nicotiana attenuata is the source of this 1960-nucleotide messenger RNA. RefSeq names its product organic cation/carnitine transporter 4-like. Lineage: Eukaryota; Viridiplantae; Streptophyta; Magnoliopsida; Solanales; Solanaceae. Gene Ontology annotation, cellular component: membrane. Bases 208 to 1806 code for a protein of 532 amino acids. The transcript is spliced from 2 exons. Gene Ontology annotation, molecular function: transmembrane transporter activity. Gene Ontology annotation, biological process: transmembrane transport. The record is from RefSeq and is a predicted model, not a curated record.
AAAUAAGCAAACAUCUUUCCACCUAAUCGUGUUAGAAACAUUAUCAUAGUGAUAAAUUGCGAAAUCCCAAGUUUAUUACAAUUAUAACACUAUAAGAAAGAGAGCUCCUAUUCUUAUUGCUUCCCACCAACUACUCUGGAACUGAAGAAUAUCACAUAUAUAUCGGCCAACCUCUUCAAUAAUCCCGGACGAGAAAAUUUAGAAACUAUGUCAAAUUUACAAGACGGUGGUGACCUCCGGUCACCGCUCAUCCCUUCGGCUGUGGACGAAUAUUCAAAACCGAAGAAAGUAACAAUGGAUCAAAUGUUUGAAAAAUAUUGCGGAGAGUUUGGGUGGUGGCAGUUGAGGCAUUUCUUGCUAACGAGCAUGGCUUGGGCUCUAGAGGGGAUCCACACCAUGGUUAUGAUUUUUUCGGAUCGUGAACCAGGUUGGCGGUGUUCGACGAGCCGCGGGUGCGAUUCAAUGGCUAAAAGUGUGUGCGAGCUUGAGCCAGGGUCUUGGGAAUGGUUCAGUGGAAUUGGAAGUUCUACGGUGUCGGAGUUUGGAUUGAUAUGUGGACAAAAAUACAGAGUUGGACUUGUCCAAGCUUUAUUUUUCGCUGGCUGCAUGAUCGGUGCUGGAGUAUUUGGACAUUUGUCAGACUCCAAAUUGGGAAGAAAAGGCUCCCUGACAAUCGUUUGCAUUUUAAACGCAAUCUUCGGUUGUCUAACAGCAUUCUCAUCGGACUACUGGACUUAUACCUUAUUCCGCUUUCUUUCCGGUUUCAGUACUGGUGGCACUGGCCUUUGUGCUUUCGUUCUUGCCACUGAACCCAUAGGCCAGUCCUGGCGUGGCGUAGCUGGAAUGUCCACAUUCUAUUUUUUCUCUACUGGAAUAGCCUCUCUAUCUGCCAUUGCUUAUUUCUUCCAAUCGUGGCGCUCUCUCUACAUUGCUUCUUCAGCUCCAGCUCUUCUGUUCGUUAUCCUCAUACUUCCUUUCCUCCACGAGUCACCUCGCUGGUUCCUCGUUAGAGGAAAAGUAGAUGAAGCCAUGAAAAUUAUGCACAAAAUUGCUAUUUCCAAUGGCAAACACCUUCCUGAUGGCGUUAUUCUUGCAGUGGACAGCGAAGUGAAUAAUGACGAUGAUGCUCUUCAUUGUCAAUCCAAAUCAAAGCUGGAGCCCGAUACCAAAGAAGCGUUAAAUGGAUCCCUUUUAGAUGUACUAAGGUCUCCUCUAACGCGGUUUCGGUUGUUCUUAGCUGUGAUUAUUAAUUUCUUUGUUUCAGUUGUCUAUUACGGGUUGAGUUUGAACGCUGUCAACCUUGGAACCAAUCUUUACCUCAACGUUGCCCUUAACGCAAUGGCUGAAAUGCCUGCCUAUUUUUUAACGGCAUUAUUGUUGGACAAGCUCGGUAGAAAGCCAUUAGCAAUGUGGACAAUGUGGUUCAGCGGCGCUUUUUGCUUGGCAGGAAGCUUGAUGAAAGGUUACGGAGCAUGGAAAAUCAUUCGAAUGGUGUGUGGAGUUGUAGGUAUAUUUUUUAUGGCUGGGACUUAUAAUUUGUUGUAUGUGUAUUCGAUGGAGUUGUUUCCAACUGUGGUGAGAAAUGCAGCAUUAGGAUGUGCAACUCAGGCGUCGCAAAUGGGGGCAAUUUUGGCACCCCUUGUAGUUGUUUUAGGGGGUGGCGUACCAUUUGCAGUGUUUGCAGCUUGUGGGAUAGCUGGUGGUUUACUGGUAAUUUACCUGCCUGAGACCUUAAAUAGGCCAUUAUAUGAUACUAUGGCUGGAAUGGAAGAAGCAGAGGCUAAAAAACCAUGUAUUCUUUCUUAGUUUUGCUACUUUUAUUUUGUUGGUUAAAAUUGUAGUUUUAGUUUGUGACCUUUUGUACUUUAUUUUGGGAGAACUAUUGUUGGAUUAUACGAUAGAUUUACUAUUAUUCCUCUUAAAUUAGGUAUUCGUAAUAUGGAAGGUCGAAAUUAUGCUC